AUGCAUUCACGCUCUACUAGACGACCAGAGGACUUGGGCGACUUCCUGCGCCGUGUACACAUGCCUCCUCGAAAACACGAUGCUGGAAUUAAUACCGAAGGCGCUCAUGAUGUGCUGCUCAACUUCGCGAUGGACACUAUCUCACGCAUAAUGAACCGUGAGAUGAAGGCGCUCGAUCCUCUCAUGCGUGCGCCCCAGGGGGAGAUCUCGGAGGAAAAGCUUUGCGGAAUCAGGCUCGAGCAAAUGGUGUCGAGUGUCUCUGCUGCGGCGCCGAAGACGAGGGCAUUGUUGCGCAAGGUAUCCUUCACGCCGAGGCAGGAGAAGGAGAACAAAAUCAAAUCACCGGAACCUAUACUUCUCAUGUCGGUCGCUAUGCUAUGCUAUUCGCGUUCGCACAAUCUCUGCAAGCUCCAGAAGAUGAUGACCAUGUACUUCCGGUCCUGCGGGCUUGCGACGAAGGGCUUCGACUUCCUCAAUUCGAUUGGAAUCUGCAUGAACCAGCGAUGGGUCUAUGCCGCUACCGAGCACCUCGUCGCAGUCGCGCAUGCCUCACUCAAGAAAGAUAUCGCGACGUACCCUUGGUUCGGCUCUCACGACAGAGCUUGUUCCUUGAUUCGGUCCCGAGUGCCCUCUGAGUCGUACCCGCGAGACUUGUGA
Rhodofomes roseus is the source of this 657-nucleotide messenger RNA. RefSeq lists its product as uncharacterized. The transcript has 2 exons. The record is from RefSeq and is a predicted model, not a curated record. The coding region runs from base 1 to 657 and encodes 218 amino acids. Lineage: Eukaryota; Fungi; Basidiomycota; Agaricomycetes; Polyporales; Fomitopsidaceae.